This is a messenger RNA of Echinococcus granulosus, 2376 nucleotides long. Its product is annotated as GPI ethanolamine phosphate transferase 2. Gene Ontology annotation, cellular component: endoplasmic reticulum membrane. The record is from RefSeq and is a predicted model, not a curated record. Bases 1 to 2376 code for a protein of 791 amino acids. NCBI's taxonomy places the organism in Eukaryota, Metazoa, Platyhelminthes, Cestoda, Cyclophyllidea, Taeniidae. The transcript has 10 exons. Gene Ontology annotation, biological process: GPI anchor biosynthetic process.
AUGGCAACUGGGAACAUCCCUGGAUUUAUCGAUAUUCUGUACAAUUUGGAAGACUCUAGUGUAGAGCAGCCCUCAUGGGUUCAACUCAUGGCAGCAAAUAAUCGACGCCUGGAACUGUAUGGUGAUGAUACAUGGCUGAGGCUUUUUCCUGGCGCAUUUAAGCGUUCGGAUGGAACUACCUCCUUCUACGUCACAGACUUCUUUGAGGUGGACGAUAAUGUCACACGACACCUCGAUGGCCGUUUAGCAGCUCUCCAUGAUUGGGAUCUACUGAUUUUGCACUAUCUCGGACUUGAUCACAUUGGUCAUGUCCAAGGCCCACACGGUGACGCUAUGCCAACGAAAAUACGAGAAAUGGAUAUAGUUCUUGGAAAAAUCGUAUCUGUUUUGAAUUCAAGCACGAACGACUGGCUGCUUGUUCUAACCGGUGAUCAUGGAAUGAGCGACCAGGGUAGUCACGGAGGUAGCUCCUUCCCAGAACUGACUACCAGCAUGAUCCUCAUCAGCCCCAAAUUUAAGAAUCAAAAGACUUCGAUGUGCACGAUUGAUGGGGAAGUCUUCGAGGCCAAGUCCGACCAGACGGACCUGGCUACGAUGAUGGGGCUGUUGACCGGCGUGGGUAUUCCGGCUGGCAGCAUAGGAGUGCCACCUCUUCGGGUCCUGCAGACAUUUUGGCCGCAACCCUUCCAUCGCUAUGCCAUCCUUCUCGAAUUGCUUGAACAUCUACGCAAGCUCACCAAAUGCACUGACGCCGCCUGCGACCACGAAUUUUUGACGAGCAGUGAUGUCGUGAAGCUGGAUCAGUUGCAUUCGGAAAUCUCGUCCUUGGUGCGAUUGUGCUCAGCUACGGUGCCACCACAUCCAGCAUGCGAUCGGAUGGCUACCGAAAUGGAAAAGGUAACAGCACAAGUCGUUAACUUACUCACUGCUUUCCAACGAAGGACCCUUCUCCACACAAACAACAAGAUCGCCGGUGGUUUGGUGGGCUUCAUCUGCCUUGUGAUGGCAGCCAUCUCCUUAUCUUUUUUGGUACCCGGCAUCCGAGAUAUUUUGAAUUGGGAGGAACACUCUUCUCUAAAGCCGAGCCACCGACAGCGAGCUCUGGCAUACACCUUAUUGGCGGUCAAUUCCCUCCUUGCUCUCCUGCUCCACUUGUUCUCCCUUACGGCGAGCAGUUUGAUAGAAGAGGAGCACCAGACCUGGUACUUUCUUGCCACCACCAACUGCUUCGCCCUCCUCCUCGUGUUGGCUCUCUCGGUCCGUGAUGGUGGCAGCAGUUGCAGCAGUAUCAUCUGCGUCACAUUUGUUCUCUGCCUCGACCGUUUUCUAUUGAAAUUGCUCAAUCAGACUGGAGAUAAGUGGCUUCACUUGCCGGAUCUUACCGACUGGUUAGAGGAGCACUCGUUGUUCCUAUGGAUGGCGCAGUCGUUGGCCUGGACUGGGAUCCUGCUCACACGUGGACUCCUUGCUUUGUUCACGGGGCGAUUCUCCAGGCUUCAUUUGCGCACCAUGCUGAGUCUCAUUGUGGUCGCUCUUACCCAGCUGGUCUAUCGCAUUGCAGUCCACGCUGCAGAACCGAACCGAAUGCACCUUUCCUCUUCCUCAUGGACCUCCUUGCUGCUACCAGCUCGCCUUGCCUUCUUAGCGUUAGCUGCCGAUUUGGCCGUCUGUCUGUGGUUCUCCUUCCGUCUCGUCGCCUGGUCGAAUGAUCUCAGGACAUCGUCGCCCCUCCUUAGCACCACGUCGUGCGAGGGAUGGGAAUUGCCUAGUCCCGUUCAUACCCUUGCUCUACUUGCGUGCCUCCUGGGUCGCACCACCAGCGUCCUCCUCUGGACUGGCGUCAUGAUCAAGGAGAUUCUAUUAGCUCGAGUCUUUCACACCGAAUUUGCCGCCCUGGGCUCCUCUUCCCCACAAGCCCGCUCCAAACUGAUAUACUUUAUCGUUAUGCUCUAUUGGAUGGAGGGAUGGGCCACUUUCUUUCAACAAGGUAAUUCCAACAAGUUUUCCACAGUUGAUAUGGCAGCGGGAUACGUUGGACUCUCAGGCCAUUCACACAUCCUGUCGACAAUAAUGGUUUUGUUUUAUACAUACGCAGGGCCGCUGUUUUGGCAGCUCUCCCUCUACUUUAGAUAUAUACUCAACUAUGGUAUCAAUAAGCGAGUGCUGGGAAGCGAGACGCGGAGAUCGCAUGUGAGAAACAGUGUUGUCACUUUUUCCCUGGGAUUUUUAACUUUAGCCACCACCGUCUCUGCUGUCGUGUGCCUCUUCUUUCAUUCACAUUUAUUCAUUUGGUCGGUGUUCGCUCCCAAGCUAUUCUUCAUGGCUGCCUACUGCUGUGUUUCCAUUCCAGUCUACAUACUUAUGCUUGCUUUUUGA